CCUGUACUUUCCCCCUCAUUCGCUCGUCACCCUUCCUCUCUCCCCACCCUUAUCUACUUCCUCAAUUUCUUUUCCCCCCUUUCCACACUUACAUCCUCCUUUAAUACUAAUAAUACCAAUAAUAGCAUAUGUAUUUAAUAUAGCCUGCGUGCUCCAGAAGCCUGUAAAUGUAGAUAUAGAGAUAAAAUGUUAGAAUGAUAAAAUACUAACAAUCCAAGUAACAAUUCAAUUUAUCGGGAGCAUGUGAAUGUUAAAAAAUAAGUUUUUGAAUGUGUUUUUCCCCCAACUAUUUCAACAUGUCUGUUAACGAAUUGGGCAAAAUCUGUUGACUUUAAAGUUUUGGGAAUUGUUUUUGUUUUCAAACAGUCCUUACGUUGUCCCUGAGGAACUUUCUACUUUCUUUAUCCCUUUCAAGAAAUUUUGAGUGAAAUGACAUUUGAAGUUUCUAUGGUUCUACUGGUAAGUGGUCUGGAGCUCUACUCUCCUCCUGAAAGUGUUGAAAGAAUUUACCAACAGUUUCCACGGCUCAGACAGACAGCUGAAAAAUUGGCUAAUAAACCCCCUAAAUGUGUCGAACCCACUGGAGUUAUGUACGUUAGACAAAAGCAGUGGGGAGUUACAUACCCAGAAGAUAAACUAGACAAUGGAGACAAGGUUAUUUGUUGUGGAACUGAGGAUGUCCUGACCUGUCAUGUUAUCAUAAUAAGGGACCCUUAUACCGGAGUAUCAUCAAUAGCUCAUUUUGACGAGUUCUCAAAGCAAAGUUCCUUUGAAAAAAUGGUUGAAUCUUUUCUGGAGAAAAUACGAGAAAGACAGGAGGGAGAUUGGGAAUACUGGGAGGAGGGGGCUGAAGGCGAUUGGGAGUAUUGGGAGUCUGAUGAUGAGAACUAUGAGGAAGAAUCAGUGGAUCCAGUGAAAAAAGAGUCAGAUGCAGUUUAUGAGCUUUAUAUUGUGGGAGGUUAUAAUGAUGAUGCAGGGAAAGCAAAAAAGAUUUCUCGCCGAUUUUUUAAGCAUUUACAUGAUCUUAAAGUAAGGCUAAACCUUGUUGUUUGUUGUCUCUGGGAGCCAAACACUAGAAGAUAUAAGGACGGCCCUGCUCAACCCAAAAUAUCUGGUUUAUGUUUGGAUGUUAACACUGGUAUUAUAGAAUCCGCUGUAUUCAACAGAACGUUCACCGAUUUCUCGGAUGGAAUCAGGGAUCUUCUUCUGUGUUUUCCUCCUCUUAUCAAGAAUAAAUCGACUCUGAAACAAAUGAUCGCUAGACAAGAAGAUCGUGGAUACGGAAAAGCACAGGUAUUGUGCGUGUAAAAGCAGAAACUUUAACUUGGUUUCUAGUUCGUUUUUAAAAUUCAAAUUGUUGAAAAAGAAAUUAAUAAAAUUUGAAAAUGUG
Molecule: messenger RNA, 1390 nt
Organism: Eurytemora carolleeae
Lineage: Eukaryota; Metazoa; Arthropoda; Copepoda; Calanoida; Temoridae
Exons: 11
Coding region: 430-1308 (292 amino acids)
Biological process (GO): ubiquitin-dependent protein catabolic process
Cellular component (GO): nucleus
Molecular function (GO): protein-N-terminal asparagine amidohydrolase activity
Source: RefSeq, a predicted model, not a curated record